Molecule: messenger RNA, 1296 nt
Organism: Rhizoctonia solani
Lineage: Eukaryota; Fungi; Basidiomycota; Agaricomycetes; Cantharellales; Ceratobasidiaceae
Product: Retrotransposon-derived protein PEG10
Exons: 2
Coding region: 1-1296 (431 amino acids)
Molecular function (GO): nucleic acid binding; zinc ion binding
Source: RefSeq, a predicted model, not a curated record
AUGGCAACCCGCUCCCGGAGCACUGCUUGUCCCCCGUCCCCUCUUGAUCAAGGAGAGCUGGGACCCACUCUUCCGGCAACCGCCAAUGAGUCAACAAACCUCAAACCCAAGGUCUAUGGGGAAAUCUCCCUUGGACAAGCAAUCUCCCUUAUCCUGGGACUCCAAAACCAAGUCCUCCAACUUGAGCAGGAACUUGAGGAAACAAAAGAAGCCACAAAGGAAGCCCAAGACUGGAUGGGUGCAGUCAAUCAAGCCCUCACUUGCAUCAAGGCUGGGGGUGGAGCCCCACACACACCAGAAGACCGGAAACCCCUGGCAGUCAAGGCCACGCCCAGGCCCUUACCCAAAGUUGACCCUCUACCAGCGCCUAGUGCACCCCUUGCUCCCCUGCAAGUCCAUACUCCCCCUGCACCUGCGCCUAUCAGGCUCCAAUCCCCCCAAGUCCCUCAACCAGCGGCUCCUAUAGCCACUUACCAGCCCCCGGUCAAGGUAGAUCACCCUGACGCCUACACCAGGAAAAUAGGAAACAAAGCCUGUCAAUGGUUAACCAGGAUGUUGGCAUGGGUCUGCCUCAAUCAGCGGAUGUUUCCCACAGAUCAGGAGAUGUUGUCAUUCCUCCUGAUGAACAUGAAGGACGUAGCAGGAGCAUGGGCGCACCCCCAUCUUGAUCAACUCAGGUCCCACAGGGCCCUAAUUCAAACGGUUGACAAUUUUAGGACAGAGUUCUUGGCUGCAUUUGGUAACCUGGAUGCCACGCAAGCCGCCAAGUGGCAAAUCACAAACCUUACUCAGACAGGCACCUGUGCUGAGUACAUCACAAAGUUCAGGACCAUUGCUAUGGACCUGGACUGGAACAACGCCGCCCUUUGUGGGCAAUUUGCACGUGGCCUCCACUGGGAGGUCAGCCGUCUUAUUGCCACCCGCAAACGGCGCCCAACCACCCUCCUCAAGCUGCAGAAUGCGGCUCUGGUCAUUGAUAACGCCCUCCAUGAGGAGCGUGCCAGCCACCCGCCUAAGGGUAGUAAGUCUGGAACCUCUUCCUCCACCCCCAAUAGGGGGGCAAGUACCGGCCAACAGGCCACAAGACCAGGGCGCCUCUCCAGCAAUCCCAAUUUUGUCUCCAAGGAGGAACAAAACCGCCGCUGGGCUGAAGGCCUAUGCAUCAAGUGCGGCAAAUUAGGCCACAAGUUUGCGGAAUGCCGCACCGGCUGGAAAGCCACACCUAAAGAGGAAGGCGUCAAAAAAGAAGCCGCCAAGAUUGGCAAAGAGUCUGGACCUGAAUUGGGAAAAGACUAA